GCCACGCAGGCAUAUUUCCCAUCAGCCAAUGAAAAGCAAGCGAGGUGGGCGUAAGGGUGAAGGCGUACCUGAAAGAAAAUGGAUUUCCAACACCAGGGAUACCGGGCAACAAAACCCAGAGCCAGAGCAUCUCCACCUACUGGGGGCCCGCUUCUUUUUGAUGACACCAGUUCUGGGCCUCCGCUCAUGAAUAACCAGAACUACUAUAGUUCAGGUUAUGACAUGGCUGCAGUACCAGCAGGAGGUCAAGAACCUGGAGUUAGCAACCUCUUUGGAGAUCCAAUGGCCAAUGCUGCCAUGAUGUAUGGCUCAUCACUUGCCAAUCAAGGCAAGGAUAUUGUGAACAAAGAGAUUAGCCGAUUCAUGUCAGUGAACAAACUGAAGUAUUUCUUUGCAGUUGAUUCCAAAUAUGUUGUGAAGAAACUGAUGAUUCUUAUGUUCCCAUACACACAUCAGGACUGGGAGGUACGUUACCAUAGAGACACUCCUCUCACACCACGCCAUGAUGUCAAUGCUCCAGAUCUUUACAUACCAACAAUGGCUUUUAUCACCUAUAUUUUACUGGCUGGAAUGGCUUUAGGCAUUCAGAAACGGUUCAGUCCAGAGGUUCUGGGUUUGUGUGCCAGCACGGCUUUGGUUUGGAUCAUUAUUGAGGUUCUUGCCAUGCUGCUCAGUCUUUACUUGCUCACAGUGCACACAGACCUAUCAACAUUUGACCUUAUUGCAUACAGUGGAUACAAAUAUGUUGGGAUGAUUUUCACAUUGUUGUGUGGAUUGCUCUUUGGCAGUGACGGCUACUUUGUUGCUCUUGCUUGGUCAUCUUGUGCCCUCAUGUUUUUUAUUGUUCGCUCUCUAAAAAUGAAGAUCCUGUCUUCAAUCUCGGCAGACUCUGUGGGUGCAGGAGCGAGUGCCAAGCCUCGCCUUCGCUUGUACGUUACCGUGGCUUCUGCUGCCUUUCAGCCAAUCAUCAUUUACUGGCUCACCUCUCAUUUGGUCAGAUGACCUACAGUGUAUUUAUACUUGGAGGAAAAUAACUUUUAAAAUGACAUGUAAUGCAGUGCUGGACCCAGGUGGCUGCAACUCUUGAAAUUUUGGCAUUGGUACAGAAAAAAGUGACUUAAUACACAUGAGAUUGUGUUUGGCGUGGAGGACUUGCUUGAUCUGUUUUAAACAAACUCUUUUAAUAUUGACUCUCUGCGUAGUCACCUGCAGAUCAAAUGUUGAAUAUAAUUAAAACUUUUUACAGGAUUUUGUUUUUCUGCCAAAAUUGGAAAGUAACUGGUGGCUUGUUUGACUGCUCUUGUGUUUUCACCAUGCUGCUUUAGUGUCACAAAAUACAGACUUUUAAGAGGCAUGCUAAUUUAUCUGCCCUGUGAUGUGAUUCUUUUGUGAUGUAAAAUUGGUGAACACAUGAUCAACUCAAGUGUCCUUUUCUGGUUAUCUGUGCAUGAACAGCCAUGCUUUCUUCUUUAUAGCAAAAUAAAUUCCACAAUUUAGAAUUUUAA
This is a messenger RNA of Myxocyprinus asiaticus (Chinese sucker), 1505 nucleotides long. Its product is annotated as protein YIF1A. NCBI's taxonomy places the organism in Eukaryota, Metazoa, Chordata, Actinopteri, Cypriniformes, Catostomidae. Bases 79 to 1002 code for a protein of 307 amino acids. Gene Ontology annotation, biological process: endoplasmic reticulum to Golgi vesicle-mediated transport. The record is from RefSeq and is a predicted model, not a curated record. The transcript is spliced from 9 exons. Gene Ontology annotation, cellular component: Golgi membrane; COPII-coated ER to Golgi transport vesicle; endoplasmic reticulum membrane.